This is a messenger RNA of Vicia villosa (hairy vetch), 480 nucleotides long. RefSeq lists its product as uncharacterized. The transcript has 3 exons. NCBI's taxonomy places the organism in Eukaryota, Viridiplantae, Streptophyta, Magnoliopsida, Fabales, Fabaceae. The record is from RefSeq and is a predicted model, not a curated record. Bases 1 to 480 code for a protein of 159 amino acids.
AUGGGGUGUUACAUUAGUGGUAUCAGAGCAGUUGAGAUGGUUGGAAAGAAUGAUGAUGCUAUUGUUGUUGCAUUGGAGGCUAUGGCUCAGAGAGAGAAUCCAUCUGUCUUCAAUGGUAUGUAUGAUCCUGAUUGCGCAUUGACCUGGUUAAAGGAGAUUAAGAGAAUCUUCCACGUGAUGGAUUGCAUUUCUGAGCAAAAGGCUCGCUAUAGGACUCACAUGCUGGUAGUAAAAGUUGAUGAGUGGUGGCUAAAGACUCGUCAGAGGUUUGAAACUACUGGUGAAGAGAUUACUUGGGCUGUGUUCCGUAGGGAGUUCCUGAGAAAGUAUUAUCCUGAGGAUGUUUGUGGCAACAAAGAAAUUGAGUUCCUUAAGCUGAAACAAGGAAGUAUGUUGGUUAUUGUUUAUGCUGCGAAGUUUGGCGAGCUGGCUAAGUUCUAUCAGCAUUAUGAUGGACCAACUGAUGAAUUUUUGAAGUGA